Messenger RNA from Mesorhabditis spiculigera, 936 nucleotides. The record is from the annotation of a GenBank genome assembly. Lineage: Eukaryota; Metazoa; Nematoda; Chromadorea; Rhabditida; Rhabditidae.
AUGUACGCCGGUCGGAAAGAGCCGGGCUUUUUGCCGGAUCUAGCCCCAAACCAGCGGUGCUCGGAAUGUCAGCGAUGCUGUAAAGACUUUAAGAAUGGGACGGAAUUUUACUGGCAUGUGGAGGAAUGUGUUCAAUAUGCGUUCGAGAAUGAGCUGCUGAAUACGUUCGACGAAUUCAGCGCUGCCCCGCAUACUCAUGCGCAAGUAUCACAGCCGGUUGCUGGAAUUGUCGCAAGGUCGCUACAGAAUCAUCAUGGCGGUGAGCUGGCAGAAGUAGCUGAUAUCCUUGAAGCCCCAUCUCAAUUGCCGUCCAAUCUCGACCCUAUGCCACUUGAUGACGAGCUGCCUAGCACUAGUGAUGCUCCACCAGUUAUGGAUUACGGUGGUGUAUUGAUGGAAGAGGCAAUUGGUGAACCAGAGCCGUUUGCUGAGGAUGAUGAUUUGGAUUUUUCGAACCCUAGCAUCGUUUAUGCGAAUACUUUCCCCAAAGUGAUCGGAGCACUUGCUAAUGCAGAAGAUGAUACGAAUCGUCAGAAAAUGGAAUGUCCGGCAUGCGGGCUAAAGCUUUACCGGCAUAAUUAUGCGACCCAUUACCGCGUGCACACCGGCGAGCUGCCGUUCCCUUGUCACUACUGCGAUAAACGCUUUAGAAAUUCGUCUUCACGACGUGUGCACGAGCGGACACAUACCGGUGAGAGGCCAUACAAAUGCCCUCAUUGCGACUACGCUACUUUAACGAAAGCCAACAUCGACCGGCACAUCUACAACAACCAUGUGAAAGAGAACCCGCGACGCACGACACAGAGCCGCAGAGAAAAAAUCUUUGGACGCGAUGACCAUCAACAAGCAGCCAACGAAAAAUCGGUGACCACAUGGACAGAUGCGACCGGCGGCGCAUCGAGCACUAUUCAAGGCACUCGGAACGAUCAUAACUAU